AUGGCGGCGCUCCAAGACCUGUUCGCGUUCGACUCGCCGCCGCGGCCAGCAGCGAAGCAGCGCUCGCCGACGCCGCUGUCCCCGGCGUCAGAGGCGGGGCCAUCACGCACCGUGCGGCGCGACGCGUCGAACCCGCUCUUCCUCUCCCCAACAAGCAACUACGGCACGCCGGCACGCAAGCGGCCGCGCGACGACGUGUGGGUCGUCGACUCGCCCGCCGGCUCUGUGCGCUCCGUCGGCCCGCGAACACCGCUCGCGCCCCUCCCUACCUCGGGGGUGGGGCUCGCACAGCGCGCCGCCGCGGCCGCGAACGCCGAGUUCAUCAGCGACCCGCUCGCGCUGCAGGACCCCCUGGCGGGGAUUAAUGGCGACGAAGAAGAAGAGCCCGCGCGUAAGCGCCUCCCCGUGGCCAAGGUCGAUGCGGACCGGCUGCUCGCGCCCAAGGGGUUCCCGGCGCUCAUGAAGUUUGCGAAGAAGUUCAAGCCGCGCGGCAAGGGCCAUGAGACAAAGGACCUUCGCCGCCUCAUGGACGCGUACCAGAUGUGGGCGCACGGCAUGUUCCCCAAGGGCGACUUUGCGCAUACGGUGCAGCGUGUCGAGACGGUUUGCACGACGAGGCGCAUGGAGUCCGCGCUCAAGGGCAUGCGCGACGAGUUUUACCCCAAGCCGCGCGACGAGGAGGCGGAAGGCGCGGAGGACGCCGCCGACGCCGACGCCGCCGCAGACGAGGACAAGGAGAACCGCGCACCAGGUGCGCCAGCGCCUACCGCGCCUGCUGCGCCGGCCCGCGCCCCGCUGUUCGACUACGGCUCAGACAUGGACGACGACAUGGAGGCGCUCGCGGCGAUGGAGGCGGAAGCAGAGGCCGAGGCGCAGGUGCAGGCCGCGCCGGCGAGCUUUGUCGACCGGCUCAAGAGCGCUGCUGCUGGCGCCGACGCGCGUCCCGCCCUCGCGGCUGCGUUUGGCGACGAGCCGCCCGUGCUGGAGGAGGAGGACGAGUGGGAGGGGCUGUAUGACUAG
This is a messenger RNA of Vanrija pseudolonga, 1020 nucleotides long. It is a transcript of the gene csm3, whose product is annotated as Chromosome segregation in meiosis protein 3. Gene Ontology annotation, biological process: replication fork processing; replication fork arrest; DNA replication checkpoint signaling. The record is from RefSeq and is a predicted model, not a curated record. NCBI's taxonomy places the organism in Eukaryota, Fungi, Basidiomycota, Tremellomycetes, Trichosporonales, Trichosporonaceae. Gene Ontology annotation, cellular component: replication fork protection complex; nucleus. Gene Ontology annotation, molecular function: DNA binding. The coding region runs from base 1 to 1020 and encodes 339 amino acids. The transcript has 3 exons.